UAACGAGAGAUUAUCAAAGUUAAAAAAAUAUUAUUAUAUAUACGAUUAAGAUAUGGCAGCUACGCCGCCACAUGUUGUCUUACACGAAGAUGCAGAUGUUAUAGAAAAAGAUUCAUUAUUUUCUUCGGAGGAACCAGAAGAGGUCGUAGUAGAAGAAGUACAAGAAGAAACCUCCCUAGACCGCUUGGUGGACUACAGCGAAGAAGACAUAAAUACUUUGGUAUCAUACGUAAAAAGUAUAACAACAUUAUACAAGCUAAAACCGACAGACUGGACGGAAGAAAAUGAAGAUGUGAUAAAGACUUGGUUCCGGGAUCCGAGUCUACCAAUUCUUUGCGUGUUCUUCAGCACCGAUAAUUUAAUUUGCACGACCGGCUUGCCCGAUGGAGCAAUCGAGAUUGAUCUGAUGUAUUUUUUGCGAGAGACAGCCCAGGAGUUCAGCGUACAAACUUUUCAUGACAAUAUAACUUUUGGGACGGUAGAUGAAAAUAUCGAAGGGACGCUGUUGAAUAUUAUUAAGGAUGUGUUCGUUCCCAUACUCUUAUCUACCGAGAAAUGGCCUGAUAGUGUUAAAAAUGAGUUUUGUCAAAAUGUUCAAAUGUUUCUGGCGAGACUGACCGACCUUCAUUAUAAGUUGUUCGGUUUAACAAUAUUAUAUGUUCCUCAAGAGGUUUUGAGAAUAUCCUUGGAAGAUGCAAACGUCGACAAGGAAUUGAUUAAAAGGCUUGAAGGUAUAGUUGUCUACUGGACCAAACAAAUACGUGUUGGUUUACAAGACCAAGACCAAAAUACUCCAGAAGAUCUCUUAUGUCCUCAAGACGAGUUUGAGUUUUGGAAAUACAGAUAUGAGAAUCUCCUCGGUUUGAACUACCAAUUGAAUGAUGAAGGUAUACAACACAUUUGUAACAUUUUACAGUCUGUGCAGUCGACUUACGUUCGACAAUUUAAAACCUUUGAAGAAGAAAUCGUUAAAUGUAUUGAAGAAUCGAAAUCAAACAUUGAAUACUUAAAUGUGCUAGUGGAACCGUGCGACGAAUUAGCUCAAACGAAGAAUCCUGAAGAAUUUGCAGAUAAGUUGCCGAAAAUUUUCCAUUUAAUUAGAUUUAUUUGGUUGAAGAGUCCGUAUUACAAUACCAAAGAGAAGAUUACUCAAUUGUUUCGAGCAGUGAGCAACCAACUAAUAUUUCAGUGUAGAGAAUUUAUAGAUCUAGAGGUUUUGUUCAGAGACAAACAAACUAGAAAGGCCAUUAAGAUGUUUCAAACCUCAGUAGAUGCGUUAACAAAUUAUAUCAGAACUUACGUAUUGGUAAGUGCACUGCACAGGAAACAUACGCAGAAAAAACCUUGGGAAUUGGACAAAGCCCCGAUAUUCAACCACAUCGAUUCGUUUAUUCAAAGAUGCAAAGACUUGAUCGAAGUCUGUGAGACGAUGAUCUGCUUCGGCAGGUACGACGAGACCGAAAAUAUCCCUAAACCGAUGUUUGGUGGAGCAAAAGGUGUCGAUUUUGACAACUGGGCCAAGAGAAUCGAAUCGAUGUAUAAUGAAGCAUUGACAGAUAUUGACAAAGUCAAAUUUAGAAUAUUGGAAGUGAAUGCCUCGGAAUGGUACGACGAUAUCCUCAAAUUCAGGACGAGAAUGAAAGACAUUGAAGUGGUUAUAGAGAAUCUGACCAACGCAGUGUUUGAUAAUAUUGCCAAUAUUGAAGAAGGCAUCGAAUCUCUUGCUGCGUUGCACAAUUUCACAAAGAGAAAAACGUUGACGUCGCUAUUUGAAGGAAAAACUCUUUUGAUAUACAACAUGUUCAAAGAAGAAAUAAUAGAUACCAAACUAGAUAUCCAGGCAGAGUCUGAAAUGCGUCCAGCUUUAAUGCCGUAUUUUGCUGGAAGAGCACAUAUGAUGAAAAUGAAGAAACGUAGGCUUAAGAUGCUUCGAUCGUUAUUCGAAGGUGCUGGAUGGAUGAUGCCUUGUAGCAUAGCAAGAGACGUUUUUGGCCAAUACGAAAAACUCAUUGCCGCCAUUGCUGAUAUUAUUUUAAAUUUAUACCGAAAAUGGGUGGACAAUAUAGGAGAGGAUGUCAAUUUAAGAUUGAACAGAUCGCUAAUGAUAAAAAGUGUCGCUAGACCUGGACUUCUAGAGUGUAACAUAGACAGGUCCCUUCUGGAAAUCUUUCACGAAGCCACCUACUGGGAAAUGCUGCAAUACGAGAUCCCUAUGUACGUAAAAUCGGUGUAUCAGAAGAAAGACACUAUUAAGUUUAUGUACGAAUGUGUCUUGAACGUGGUUCUUGAUUACAACAAAAUAAUCUCAUCGUUCUCGGACGAUGAGCGUCUUCUGUUCAAACCGCUCAUAUCUGCAGUUGAAAAGAAAAUAUCGCCAGGAUUAAGUAAACUUACUUGGGGAACUGAUAUAGGCGACGAGUAUAUUGCUGAAUGCAGUAACACAACAGCAGAGUUACAAGCAUUUGUUGACGAUUACAAAAGCUGCAAUUUGAAAAUAGUGGCCAUUUGCGAGAAGAUAUGUGACAGCCCUCUGAUCUGUCUAAAACCAAAUUACGCAUUCGACAAAGACGAGUUGAUAGAAGAAUUAACUGACAGCAUAGAAAAUGUCGUUUCGAAACUUGUAGAUUACUAUCAGGAAAUCAUUCAGUUUCUUAUUUUCGUUUUUGAAGGAUUUGAGUUUCACAUGGGCACAAUGGGCAACCAAUGGAUAAAAUACAUAAAUAAUUUUGACACGUUGAUGGAAGAAGCAUUAAAAAUAUGUUGCAAAAAUUCCCUCGAGCUAAUGUACGAAGCAUUACAUGGAGAUGGCACGACAGAGCCCAAUCCUUUGAUAAAACUUCAAGCUAAUCUGAUAGAUAAUAGAAUCAAGUUUCAACCGACGCUGUCUGAAGUUGCGCACGUCAUAGCAAACAUCCACAAAAGUUUAGUCGAAGCUUUGACAACUUUACCCAGACUCAAUGACAAGUUCCACAUCGCCGAAACUGCUUUUAAACCCUACAGCGAGAUUAUUGCGCAAGAUCCCAAAUGUCAAGAGUUACAAGUGUUGUUAGAUAAAGAAUUUAAAGUAAACGUUGACAAAAUAAAGGAGUAUCUCCAAACUUGGGAACCCUUCCGCGACCUGUGGGAGGUCGAUAAAGAGAAGUUUAUAGUGCGCUACGAGAAAGAAGAUCCCAGCCCUCUAUUAUUCGACGCGAACAUCGCAAGAUAUACUGAACUGGCGAAUAACGUCAACAUUCAGGAAACGGUGACUGCGGUGCAUUUUAUGCAGAUCAAUUGCGCCGAACUGAAGCAUGCUAUCAUAGAGCACUGCAUCGAAUGGCAGGAGAAACUCUGCGCUUUGCUGUUCAAAAUGACGAAUACGAAGAUCAUGGAGUUGUACCAGUAUAUCAAGCUUUACAGCGAGGAGAUAAUGAAAGAACCAACUAAUCUUGAAGAAAUGCAGGCAGCGAUUAACCUUUUCGAUAUAUUAAACGCAGAGGUGCCCAUUCGCGAGGAAACAUUCUUGCUAAUCCAUGAACAAAUCGUAACUCUAGAUAAAUAUAACGUACCCAUCCCGGAUCUAUUGCGACAACAGGAGAAGAAUAUACCUAAGGAAUGGGCUGCAUAUCUGGAAUUACUGGAACAAGCUGACAAGAUGUUAGAGUAUUCAAAGGAAAAAUUCAAAACUGCUCUUUUGGAACAAGCUGAAAUAUCCAGAAAGGAAGCGAGAGAGCUGUUGGCAGAUUUCCAAGAACAUGGACCGUUCACUUCAGAGAUUUCCGCGAAAGAUGCCCUCGCUUACUUAGCUGAUAUACGAGCUAAAUUGAACGCAAUGAGAGGCAGAGAUGAAGAGCUUAGAAAUGACUUGACUAUAUUCGGUAUAAGCUUUGGAGAUAACAUCGAUUUAUCUAAACUUGAUGCUGAACUGACUACCUUAGAAAUCGUGUGGACUAUAGUGGACGAAUGGGAUACGGCAUGGGAGAAGUACAAAUCGGGAGAAUUUUGGGCUAUAGAGACAGUAGAAAUGGAGGAAACUGCUCAAAACCUCUUUAGAAAACUAACGAAACUGUCAAGGGAGUUCAAAGAAAAGGGGUGGACAAUAAUUGAUGACACUAGAGCUCGCGUAGAUGCCUUUAGAAGAACUCUUCCAUUAAUAGGAGAUCUGAAAAAUCCAGCUAUGCGAACGAGGCAUUGGGAUAAAGUACGGAAAGUUGUAGAAGUCGAUUUUGACGAAACUUCUAAAGAUUUUAACCUGGAAGCAAUAUACGCAAUGGAACUACACAAGUUCGCUGAAGAAAUAAACGAAAUAUCCAAUGCUGCUACCAUGGAAUUACAGAUUGAAAAUGGUAUUGCUGCCAUUUCUAAGACCUGGGAAACUAUGAAGUUUGAGAUGAUUCCGUAUAAAGAACGACAUUUAUAUAGGAUUAAAUCUGUGGACGAAUGCUUUCAAGUGCUGGAAGAAAAUCUCAUGCAACUCUCCAUAAUGAAGAGUACACGGUUCGUGGAACCGUUCACCAAAGAAGUGGACAGAUGGGAAAGAGGAUUGUCUUAUAUUAUGGAAUGUCUAGAAAUGGCUCUGCAAGUUCAAAGAGAAUGGCUUUAUCUAGAGAACAUAUUUUUUGGCGAAGACAUCAGGAAGCAGUUACCGAAAGAAAGAGAAGAUUUUGAUCAUCUGACCGAGACUUGGGUAGAUAUCACUACUAGGUUGUAUUUUUCUAAAUCAGCUCUAAAGGCCACUCAUUUCCGACCACCUCCGUAUCUGUUAAACAAACUAAACAAAAUGUUCGAAAGGUUAGAUCUACUUCAAAGAGCUUUGGAGAAAUAUUUGGAAACGAAGCGUCACAUAUUCCCCAGGUUUUAUUUUAUUUCCAACGACGAUAUGUUGGAGAUUCUUGGGAACUCAAGAAAACCUGAGCUGGUUCAGCAGCAUUUGAAAAAGCUCUUUGAUAAUAUAAUCAAGAUCAAAAUACUAAAAAAUGUAGGUGCCAAUAAGCAAGAAUGUGUAGGAAUGUUUUCUGACGACGGUGAGUUUAUUGAAUUUUCCAAAGUCUUCUUCAUAGAGGGUCCGUCAGAAGAAUGGUUGGGGCGAUUGGAAACAGCGAUGCAGGUCACGUUAAAGACGCUUUUUAAACCGAUUAGAAGUGAUCUAAAGAAAAACCUUAACAAACGGGAUAGAUGGUUGAUGAAUAACUGCGGGCAGUUAUGUAACGCUUGUAGCUUGAUUCAAUGGACUACAGACUGUACGCGGGCUUUAGUACACUCAAAAAUCCUAGAAAGCAAAAAACCUCUGAAGAGGCUCCGAAAAAAGCAAAAUCAAGUGCUAAACAAAUUAUCAGAACUCAGCAGAAAAGAACUGACGAAAUUACAAAGACUGAAGACCAACGCUCUUAUUACGAUAGAAAUUCAUUCGAGGGACGUCAUUGAUAGAUUAUAUAAAGCAAAUUGCCGUGAUACAAAUGCAUUUGAAUGGUUUUCCCAGCUUAGAUUCUAUUGGGACAGAGACUUGGAUGACUGCGUUAUAAGGCAGACCAAUACAAGCUUCAUGUACGGUUAUGAAUACAAUGGAAACUCAGGACGUCUAGUGAUAACCCCCCUAACAGACAGAUGUUACAUCACCUUAACCACCGCCCUCCAUUUAUAUCGAGGAGGCAGUCCCAAAGGUCCCGCAGGUACAGGGAAAACGGAAACUGUCAAAGAUCUCGGCAAAGCCAUGGGGAUGUGGGUCAUCGUGAACAACUGUUCAGAAGGGCUGGACUACAAGAGCAUGGGCAAGUGUUUCUCUGGAUUAGCUCAGACCGGAGCUUGGGGAUGCUUCGACGAGUUUAAUAGAAUCAACAUCGAAGUGUUGUCCGUAGUUGCCCAGCAGAUCUUGUGUAUUUUGUCUGCCGUGUCGCAAAAGGAAAGGCUGUUUGUUUUUGAAGGAUUGGAAAUUAAGCUGAAACUCACAGUUGGCAUUUUCAUUACCAUGAAUCCUGGCUACGCCGGUAGGACAGAAUUACCAGAUAACCUUAAAUCCAUGUUCAGACCCAUAUCCAUGAUGGUACCAGACAGCAAUAUUAUCGCAGAGAACGUGUUGUUCAGCGAUGGGUUCCAAAAUACAAAACAAUUGGCCAGAAAGGUAUUUACAUUAUAUCGAUUGGCUGUCCAACAACUGAGUAAACAAGACCACUACGACUUUGGACUACGAUCUAUGGUUGCCUUAUUGAGAUACGCAGGUAGAAAGAGAAGACAAAUGCCGAAUUUGCCAGAGGAACAGAUGGUAUAUUUGGCGAUGAGAGAUAUGAAUAUAGCUAGACUUACUUCGGACGAUUUACCCCUCUUUAAUGGAAUUAUGUCCGAUAUAUUUCCAGGAGUAGUUAUUCCCAUGGUCGAUUAUAUGGAUAUGAAUAUUGCUAUGACUGAGUAUAUGGAAGAACACAAUUUACAGCCCAUCCCUAUUGCCACCAUCAAGGUACUACAGCUCUACGAAACGAAAAACUCCCGUCACUCGGUUAUGAUACUCGGAAACACUUGUACUGCCAAAACGGUCACCUGGAAAAUGUUGCAAGGAGCCAACAGGAUACUGAAGAAGCAAAAGAAGCCUGGAUUUAACAAUGUCGAGGUGUUUCCUUUGAAUCCGAAGGCGUUAAAUUUGGCAGAACUGUACGGUGAAUACAAUUUAGCCACCGGUGAAUGGUUGGAUGGUUGUAUCAGUGCGAUCAUGAGACAAACGUGUCAUGACGAAAGCCCAGAUGAAAAAUGGAUUCUGUUCGACGGUCCCGUGGACGCCGUAUGGAUUGAAAACAUGAACAGCGUGAUGGACGACAACAAAGUACUUACUCUUAUUAAUAGCGAUAGAAUAACGAUGCCUGAACAGGUGUCUUUGUUAUUUGAAGUUGGAGACUUGGCAGUUGCUUCUCCAGCUACUGUCAGCAGAUGCGGAAUGGUCUACAACGACUACAAGGACUGGGGUUGGCAGCCAUACGUGUAUUCUUGGGUUAAGAGUAAAUCGUCAUACGGAAAUGAAUUUAUGGAAAGGAUGACAGAUCUGUUCCAAGUUUACGUUAAGCCUAUUCUUGAGUUCAAACGACUCUACUGCGAAGAGAACGUUCAAUGUGCAGAGCUGAACUUGGUCAUUUCCUGCUGCAAUCUUCUGAAUAUUUUUAUGACCAAGGAAUUCGGAUUUAACCCGAAGAACGAAGAAAAGUUUUACGAUUGCACUAAAAGUUGGUUCUUGUUCUGUGUCAUAUGGUCCAUCUGCAGCACGACGGACGAAGAUGGAAGAAAGAAACUGGACGCUUAUGUUAGGGAACGUGAGAGCGUCUUUCCCAUUAAAGACACCAUAUACGAAUAUUUUGUUGAACAGCCAACGUUUGGUUUUACUUCUUGGUCGGAGAAACUGCCGUAUGGAUGGCGAUACGAACAAGGAUGUCCUUUCUACAAAAUCACCGUUCCAACAGUGGAUACCAUACGAUACGACUUUUUAUUGAAGUCUCUCUUGAUUAACGGAUAUCCGGUACUGAUGACAGGUCCUGUGGGCACUGGAAAAUCUUCGGUUGCUCAUUCUGCACUCGCUGCCUUGGAUGCAGAAAAAUACACGAUCCUUAAUGUCAACAUGUCAGCGCAAACUUCUUCAAACAACUUACAAGAUUCUAUAGAGAGUCGACUAGAGAAACGAACCAAAGGUCAUUAUGCUCCACCACGAGGUAAAAAACUGGUAUCAUUUUUGGAUGAUAUGAAUAUGCCCGCCAAAGAAACGUACGGUUCUCAGCCUCCUUUGGAGCUCCUACGACAAUGGAUCGACUAUGGUUUUUGGUAUGACAGGGCAAAACAGGCUAGGAAAUAUGUCGAAAUGAUGCAUGUGAUUGGAGCUAUGGGACCACCAGGUGGUGGCAGAAACGUGAUAUCAGAACGACUACUCAGUUGUUUUAAUGUCAUUAAUAUGACGUUCCCUGAAGACGAAACAUUAUCAAGGAUCUUCGGUACCAUGCUUGGGCAACAUUUAGCAGAUUUUGAUGAAAUGGUCAAAUUGGUCGGAAGAGAAAUCACAGAAACAACAAUCGAUCUCUACAAGAACGUCGUCGUUAAGAUGCUUCCAACACCAGCCAAAAUGCACUAUCUCUUUAAUUUGAGAGAUAUUUCCAGAAUCUUUCAAGGAAUGCUGCGGAGCCAUAAAGACUAUCAAAAUGACAAAUCUACGUUGCUCAGGCUCUGGAUACACGAGUGCUAUCGAGUGUUUUAUGAUAGAUUGAUCGAUGAACAGGAUCAAGAAUGGUUCUCUAAUCAAAUGAACGAACAGUUGGGCCGCCAUUUUGAGCUGACACUACAUAGCCUCUGCCCUGCAAAACAAAUACCAGUUUACGCGGACUUCGUGAACCCGUAUCAGGUGUACGAAGAAUUCACCGAUUUUACGGUGUUAAGGCAGUUCCUCGAUCAACAAAUGGAAGACUAUAACGUAUCUCCAGGAGUUGUCCGAAUGAACUUGGUUUUGUUCAAGGAUGCUAUUGAGCAUAUUUGUAGAAUAGUCCGGGUUAUUUCUCAACCCAGAGGCAAUAUGCUACUUAUAGGAAUAGGUGGCAGUGGUAGAACAUCCCUAACAAGAAUCGCCGCGUAUAUUUGCGAGUUCGGCACCUUUCAAAUUAACAUAACGAAAAAUUACAAGGUUUUCGAUUUAAAAGAAGAUCUGAAGAAUCUGUACGCCUUGACAGGAGUGAACCUAAAACCUCAGGCGUUUAUAUUUAACGAUACCCAAAUCACGGUCGAGAGCUUCUUAGAAAUUAUUAAUAAUAUGCUCAGUAGCGGUGAAGUUGCCAAUUUGUAUAAACCAGACGAAUUUGAAGACGUAAAAAGAUCUCUGGAAACUGCCAUCAACAAAUUCAACAUAUUACCCACGAACGAAGCCAUCUACGAGUUUCUGGUAAGCAGGGUUAGGGCGAACAUGCACAUUGUGCUAUGUAUGAGCCCCAUCGGAGACGCUUUCAGGAACCGCCUCAGACAAUAUCCAGCUCUAAUUAAUUGCACCACCAUCGACUGGUUUCAAGAGUGGCCGCAAGAGGCUCUUCUGGAGGUGGCGAAUAAGUACAUCGCCGAUGUCAAUUUCGUUCAAACAAUAACUGGAGAAGAAGCGACCAAGAGACGAGAUUCUUUGAUCUUGACAACUCAAGACAAAAUGCGCCAAGCAGUUUCGACAGUCUUUGCGACAAUUCACGGCUCUGUAGCGGCAUAUUCUAAAAGAAUGCUGCGGGAAAUUAAAAGGCACAACUACGUAACACCUACAAAUUAUCUGGAGUUGGUUGCUGGUUACAAAAAAAUGUUAGCAACAAAAAGAGAAAGCAUAGCUUCACAAGCCAACAAAUUGAGGAAUGGGUUAUAUAAAAUUGACGACUGCAAAGACAAAGUAUCAUCAAUGUCUAUAGAACUAGCGGAAGCCCAAGUUCAGGUAGCGGAAUUCCAACAACAGUGCGACGAAUAUCUGGUCAUCAUUGUCACCCAAAGGAAAGAAGCUGAUGAUCAACAAAAAGAAGUUACAAAAACGAGCAUCAAAAUCGGUGAAGAAGAAAUUCAAUGUAAACGACUAGCCGAACUAGCUCAGGCCGAUUUGGACGAGGCUAUGCCUGCGCUGGAAGAAGCAAUAAGGGCUUUGGAUGCUUUAAGUAAGAAGGACAUUAGUGAGAUGAAAUCUUACCAAACGCCGCCACAAAAAGUCAAGAUGGUUAUGGAAGCUGUUAAUAUACUAGUAGGGAUUGAACCUAAUUGGGAAAAUGCCAAGAAACUAUUGGGAGGUAUGAAUUUCUUGCAAGAUUUGAAAGAUUUCGACAAGAACCACAUAUCCGAAAAAACGUUAAAGAAAAUUGCUACCUAUACAAUGAACGAGGAAUUCAUUCCUGAUAAAGUGGGCAUAGUAUCUUUUGCAGCCAAAUCUCUGUGUAUGUGGGUCAUAGCCAUCGAAAAAUAUGCGAAAAUUUGGAAGAUAGUAGGUCCGAAGAAAGCCAAACUAGACGAAGCUUUGGAAUCACUCCAAGAAAAACAGAGGCAGCUAGCGGAAGCCCAGGCCAAAUUGGCUGAACUAAAUUUGUAUCUUCAGAAAUUGCAGAAAGAAUAUGAGGAAAAACUGUUGCAGAAAGAGGAAUUAAACAGAAAGGCAGAACUAUUGAAGAUAAAGUUAGAAAGAGCAGCAAUGCUGGUAGAAAAUCUCUCUGGCGAAAGAGAACGAUGGAGUGAAACUGUUAUGGUUCUAGACGACCAGUUCGUCAUGUUGCCAGGGGACUGUCUGUUGGCUACAGCGUUCAUUUCGUACUUGGGUCCUUUUCUAUCAAAUUACAGAGAAGAAUUACUUGACUUGUGGCAAACGGAGAGCCGCGAGCAAGAAAUAGUUUUUUCAGCAGAUUUUAAUAUAAUUCAUUUUCUAACUGAUCCCACUACAGUACGUGAAUGGAAUAUCCAAGGAUUACCUGCCGACAACUUUAGUACUGAAAACGGUAUCUUAAUUUGCGAAGGAAACAGAUGGCCAUUAGUCAUAGAUCCACAGUGCCAGGCGCAGAAAUGGAUCAAAGCCAAAGAGGAAGAAUUUAAUUUGCAGGUGUUUGAUCUCCGAACGGCCGGCUAUAUGACAAUAGUUGAAAGAGCCGUCCAAUUCGGCUACCCAGUGUUACUUCAAAACAUCGGAGAAAGCAUAGACCCAUCCUUGGAACCGAUCUUAGCCAAGGCGAUAGUAAAAUCCGGAGGUGAACUGCUCAUCAAACUCGAGGACAAACUAGUGUCGUACCACAGUGAUUUCAGAUUUUUUAUUACCACCAAGUUGACCAACCCACACUAUCCUCCUGAGAUAUGUACCAAAGCGACUUUGGUCAAUUUUGCCGUGAAAGAACAAGGUUUGGAGGGGCAAUUGCUCGGUAUUGUGGUCAGGAAAGAGAAGCCGCAGCUGGAAGAACAAAAGGAUGAAUUGGUAACGGCAAUUGCAAAAGGUAAAAGAACCUUAAUGGAUCUAGAAAACGAGUUGUUGAGGUUACUUGCCGAAUCUCGCGGAUCACUUUUGGAAGAUGCAGAACUCUUUGACACUCUACAAGUGUCCAAAGCCACUUCGGAGACAGUGAAGCGAAGUUUGGAGAUAUCUGAAACUACUGAAGUGCAAAUUGAUGCUGCAAGGGAGGGCUACAGACCGUCAGCAAAUAGAGCCUCCAUUUUGUUUUUCGUAUUAAACGAUAUGGGCCAAAUAGAUCCGAUGUACCAGUUCGCUCUAGAUGCCUAUAUUCUUCUGUUCAUAAAUUCCAUAAAUCGUAGUCCAAAAUCGAAUGAACUAUCAGAGAGGAUCACUCUUAUGAACGAAUACCAUACCUUUGCAGUAUACCAAAAUACUUGCAGAGCACUUUUUGAACACCACAAGCUUUUGUUUUCUUUCCAUAUGUGUAUGAAAAUACUAAAGGCCCAAGGAAAAAUUGUCAAAGCCGAAUACGACUUUCUGUUAAAAGGUGGCGUCGUAUUGGAUAGAACAAAGCAAGUGGACAACCCAUGCUCUGCAUGGUUAAGUGAAAUUGCCUGGGAUAACAUUACUGAGUUGGAUAAACUUCAAGGUUUUCACGGAGUCAUCGAUACAUUUGAGCAGUAUCAGAGAGACUGGAUGCAGUGGUAUAUACACACCGAACCCGAAACUCUACCUUUAAUCGGCGAAUGGGAUGGAAUCUGCAACGAAUUCCAAAAAAUGCUGUUCAUCCGGUCUCUUCGUCAAGACCGCGUGUCAUUCGCCCUUUCGAAUUUCAUAGUCAACCAACUAGGGCCCCAAUUCGUCGAACCUCCCGUACUAGACAUAAAAGCCGUUUUGGAAGAAUCCUCCCCUCAAACUCCGCUAAUAUUCGUUUUGUCUCCUGGUGUUGAUCCGACUCAGUCAUUGAUACAACUAGCUGAGCAGGCAAAUAUGAGUUCACGAUUCCAAUCAAUAAGUUUGGGGCAAGGACAGGCGCCGAUUGCUACCAAGUUGCUACAGAUGGGAGCUAAAGACGGGCAUUGGGUUUUCUUAGCAAACUGUCAUUUGUCUCUAAGUUGGAUGCCGAAACUGGACAAAAUCAUAGAAAUGCUUCAAUCAGGUAAAGUUCACAGCCAUUUUAGGGUAUGGCUUAGCUCGAGCCCGCAUCCAGAGUUUCCAAUAUCCAUUCUGCAAGCUGGAAUUAAAAUGACCACUGAACCACCCAAAGGUCUUAAGGCGAAUUUGAAGAGGUUAUACCAACUAAUAUCCGAGGAUCAGUUUACAGCUUGUCAAUAUCCAGAAAAAUACAAAAAGUUAUUGUUUGCUUUGUGCUUCUUCCACUCUAUAUUGCUAGAAAGAAAAAAGUUUCAACAACUUGGUUGGAAUGUCAUUUAUAGUUUCAACGAUUCCGAUUUCCAGGUAUCUGAAAAUCUAUUAACGAUAUACUUGAACGAGUAUCAGGUUACCCCUUGGGACGCUCUUAAGUACCUAAUAGCUGGCGUUAGUUAUGGAGGCCACGUUACCGACGAUUGGGAUCGAAGAUUGCUGACGACUUACAUUAAUCAAUAUUUUUGUGAAGAUGCUCUGAUGAUCGCUUAUUUUAGAUUAUCGUCAUUAUCCACAUACUACAUUCCAAGAGACGGGUCCAUCCAAUCUUACCUCGAUUAUAUAACCCUACUACCCAACGUAGACAGACCAGAAGCGUUCGGGCAGCAUCCAAACGCAGACAUAACCUCCCUAAUCAAUGAGUCUCGAAUGCUAUUCGAAACGUUGAUGUCUCUUCAAGUACAAACUGCCGCUGAAGGUGGAGAGUCGAAAGAACAAAAAGUACACGAGUUGUCCGAUGAUGUUUUGAGCAAGUUGCCCAAGACAAUCGACUAUGAGAAUACCGAAAAGUUAAUGGGAGCUCAUAAAACUCCCUUGGAUGUGGUGCUUUUGCAAGAAAUUCAAAGAUAUAAUACACUUCUAGUAGUGAUCCAAACCUCAUUGGAAGAUUUGGGACGAGGAAUACGAGGUUUGGUGGUUAUGUCGUCUGAGCUGGAAGAAAUCUUUGAUUGCAUAUUUGACGGACGAGUUCCGUCUACUUGGCUCACUGCUUAUUCGUCACUAAAGUUGUUGGGAAGUUGGACCAGAGACCUUGUGGCACGUGUUGAGCAUUUCAGUGUUUGGGCUAAAACGCUUCGUCCACCAUUAUUCUUUUGGCUUGCCGCUUAUACAUUUCCCACCGGAUUUCUAACUGCUGUGCUUCAGACAACAGCACGUGCUGCAGAAGUACCGAUUGACACCUUGGGAUGGGAUUUCACCGUACUCACAAUCGAAGAACAGAUGAUCCAAUUACCUCCAGAGAACGGCGUUUAUGUCAAAGGGACGUUUUUGGAAGGAGCAGGUUGGGAUAAGAAAAAUGCUAUGUUAAUCGAGCCGCAACCUAUGCAGCUCGUAUCAUACAUGCCGCUGAUUCAUUUCAAGCCGGUGGAACAACUCAAAAAGAAAACUAAGGGUCUAUAUCAGUGUCCGUGCUACUACUUUCCGAUAAGAACAGGAUCUGCUAAUAGACCGGCAUUCGUGGUUGCUGUUGACUUGAGGGUAGGUCUUGAGUCUUCAGACUUUUGGAUUAAACGAGGUACGGCAUUAUUGUUAAGUUUAGCCAAUUAGGCGUUUAUUAGUUUAAUGUUAAUAAAGGAUUUAUUUAGUU
Molecule: messenger RNA, 13610 nt
Organism: Diabrotica virgifera virgifera (western corn rootworm)
Lineage: Eukaryota; Metazoa; Arthropoda; Insecta; Coleoptera; Chrysomelidae
Gene: kl-2
Product: dynein axonemal heavy chain 2
Exons: 59
Coding region: 53-13570 (4505 amino acids)
Biological process (GO): microtubule-based movement
Cellular component (GO): dynein complex
Molecular function (GO): ATP binding; dynein intermediate chain binding; dynein light intermediate chain binding
Source: RefSeq, a predicted model, not a curated record